Alnus glutinosa is the source of this 1424-nucleotide messenger RNA. Its product is annotated as probable transport protein YPL264C. The transcript has 10 exons. Lineage: Eukaryota; Viridiplantae; Streptophyta; Magnoliopsida; Fagales; Betulaceae. The record is from RefSeq and is a predicted model, not a curated record. Gene Ontology annotation, cellular component: membrane. Bases 125 to 1300 code for a protein of 391 amino acids.
GACACACCAACUUGACCGUUGACGCGUCACUCUUCAACGAUCACUGUUCCUCUCUUUCUUUUUUCGUCUUCUUGGACUGUACGGAAAAGCUAGGGUGUUUGGAUGCCCUGAUAGAGAGCGAAAAAUGGCGUCCACUGAAGACGGAGAUGACGCGGUGGAGCUGAUCGUGCGCGACGCAUCAGCAUUGGAGGACGAUGCUGCGGCGGCCGUGGUGGUCUCCGAUGAGAUAAUCCCUCUCUUGAAUCAGGGCGAGAAGCCCAAGAUCAACAUCUUCACAGUCUCUUAUCCCCGAGGAAAACCUAGGGAGCAAGUGACAAGAGUACAUGAAGCGGAGACAUCUCCAGUGACUCGAUUUAUUUUGUGGGUGUGGAGUGGGUCCAGAUACUCUGGUCUCUUGUGUAUGGCCAUAUCUUCUAUCAUCUAUUUUAUCAUGGAAGUCCUUUCCGAUGUUUUCUCUGCUCAAUCAAUUCCUUUAUUUGAGACGGCUUUUGCUAGAUGUAUACUUAUCAUGACAUUGUCAUAUUUUUGGCUGAGAAAGAGCGGGCAUUCAAUACUUGGACAGACACAUGUUAGAAAACUGUUAAUUUCAAGAGCCCUAAUGGGAUUUCUUUCGUUGAUGAGUUAUGUUUAUUGCAUUCAAAGGUUACCUUUGUCUCAGGCUAUUGUAUUAAGCUUCACAACACCGAUUAUGGCAUCAAUUGCAGCCAGAAUAAUUUUGCACGAGAAGUUGAAAAUUGCUGACAUUGGAGGUCUUGCUUGCAGUUUCUUUGGUGUGCUUUUCAUUUUCAGGCAACUACUUACCACAAAAGGAGCCUUAGUUAAAGCUGGGGAAGCAAGCAAUAUAUAUCUUAGAGGGAGCCACCAUAUAUAUGUGGUCUUAGUUGGUUUAUUUUCAUCAAUAACUGGUGGAGUAAGCUACUGCCUCAUAAGGGCGGGAGCAAAGGCAUCUGAUCAACCAGUGAUUACAGCCUUUUCAUUUGGCAUACUGGCUGGCCCUGCUGCUGGAAUAUGUACAUUUGCAUUUGAGGAUUUUGUGCUGCCAGAUUCUUAUACAUUUUUACUUAUGCUCGUACUUGGUGUUCUGGCCUUUUUGGCUGAGGUAUUUUUAGCACGCGGACUUCAGCUUGAGAAAACCAGCAAAGUUGUAAAUGUCCUGUACAUGGAGGCAGCCCUGUCACAAUUAUGGGGCAUUGGUUCAUCAAGAACAGCUCCAUCCUUUGGGCGACUUGUUGGAUGUUUACUCAUUUUGAUUUCAGUAUCUUGCACAAUGUAUAUUGGCCCUGAUAAAGAGAUGGAGUGAGAGAUGCCAUAUUCUUCUCAUUUCUUUGUAGGCCCGCACCCCAUUUGGUGCAGCGAUUUUUGGUUGUAAUCAACUCUUUAAUCUUCCUAGCUUAUAAGUGUAUCUAGUUGGUUUUAUUUCUUCA